UCUGCAAGGCACCUCAGGGUCGUUCCCAAGCACACGGCCUGCCUCAUCUUCGAGGGACAUGCAGAACGAACGAUUUCUUCAACAGGUUUUUGGCGAUCGAUAUGAUUCAAAAUCAGGGUCAGAUGUGUUCGCAAGCAAUUCCAAACUCACAAGCUCUACCGACAUGUUUCCACCUCCUACAGAUAUACCACAGUCGAAAGAGCCUUUCAGCUAUUUGCCCUCUCACAUGAACUCUCUCGAUCUGGCGCCAGGUGGAGCUCCUCGAACAUUCGAAAGACCCCAGUCCUCCCAAGAGCUAUCUUGUUCGUUGAUAUCCCUAAAUUUGGCACCAGAUCAAGUUUUACUGUCCUCUCAAGGACCUCGGUCUUUCCAGGAACUACUUUCUUCAUAGUCUCCUGUUUUGGCGCCGAAUGAAGCUCAAAUGCAAUUUCAAGAACCGCGACCGAUUGGGGCCUUUUAGCCCUGUGUUCAACCGGGGCAACUUCCCUUAUAUGACAGCAUCUCUGGAUCAACCUAGCGCUCACAAAGAGCAGAUUGGAGAGAGGGCAUCUUUACCACACACCAUCGUGUGCCCAUUAAGUUUCACUUCGGUCAUACCGAUGCCUGUAAAUCCGACGUGUGAUUUUUGCGGGCAGUCAAUCGCUGAUGCCAAGUGGAUCCACUGUCUAGUCUGUUUGGAUAUUUGUCUACACAUGCACUGCCAUCAGCCAGCAACUGAGAUGAAAGGGCAUGUCUUUACUGCCCGCAGCCCAAUCCUUACCUCGCAGACCACAGGUCCGUUACCAGAACCAGGGUUCAACCCUUCAUGCAUGACAGGUCAUCUUAUCUCAUCCAAGCGCCAAAUGUAUUGCUUUCUUGUGAAGGAUAUCCCUCGAGCCAAGUACCGUGUCAUGCUUAUGAUAACCAUACGAUUUCUUUUACCUGGCAGAGUUUCGUCAUACGACGCUACAAUACGUGCUUGCAUGGGUGACCCAAAAAACAUUCAAGACUUCGGGGGCUCAUCGCUCCGUUCAUAUGGCCCGGAUAUUCCUGUUGAGAAUCUAUUUCGAGUCGCUUUCCCCUUAAAGAAAAAGCAUCAGGUGCGCCUAGAUGGCAAGCAAAAUCUCGACCACUAUUCAUUUGACAGGGGCUCAGAAGGAAACGAAUUUCUCGUCUCCAAUUCAUACGGUGAUAUGGCGGUGGCUAUCGAGCUCAGCGGGUUUUCAGAGGCACAUAUGCAAGAUGGGCCAAGCCAGCCUGCAUUCGAUCUAACCAUCGACGGACUCAACCUUCUCCCAGUGGCAGAGGAUCGGGAGGCGCAGAGGACGUCAAUAACCAAAAACCUUUCUGGAAUGGUCAGAAAGAUCCUCGGCUAAUCAAUGCUCUGGGGCUUAGAGUAAACGGGAUCCACCGUGUCCCAAUGUCCUAGAAGUUCGACGAAAUAAGUACAGUCUCUCCAUACAGAUUAACAAGAGUCUAGCCUCACGGUCGGGGCUCUGGAGUCUGCAUUCUACAAAAUAAUCAGCAGAGGAAACAACUUACGGCGUAAGAGGACGCCCGCGAGGGGCGAGCGAGAA
Aspergillus fijiensis CBS 313.89 is the source of this 1556-nucleotide messenger RNA. RefSeq lists its product as uncharacterized. The transcript is spliced from 2 exons. The record is from RefSeq and is a predicted model, not a curated record. Lineage: Eukaryota; Fungi; Ascomycota; Eurotiomycetes; Eurotiales; Aspergillaceae. Bases 411 to 1355 code for a protein of 314 amino acids.